AUGUCUCGGAAGUCCUUGACACGCCCACCCCGAUUUGCCACGGUCCCCGACGAGAUAUCGGACGACGAUGUCGUGAUACAGGCCAAUGGCGAAAUUGACGCAUUCUUGCCUGGUCUCAAUCGGUGCCAUGUACUGCAUCACGAGGCCGACGAUGAGCGACAUCCCCUUCCUGCCCGCCCGCCGACGGAAGUCUGCUUGGGUGGUUUGCAUUCGGAGACCCCAAACCCUCGACGAGAAUUGGAGGGCUCAGGUCGGACAACUUCUGCUAUCAAUUAUCCCCAGUCUUUCGGCCCUGAGAGCAUUCCGCAAUCACAAAGCAUAGUGUGUGCCGAUGACGUCGCUCCUGCGAUGUUUGCUGAUAGUGUCCGUCGGGAUACUGAGCAUCAACCCCUCGGUCUGGAAUCGGACGGCUCGGAGCCUAUCGUCUUUGCUGGUCAGCAACCUCAAACUGUCGAUUCUGAAGACGAUGCUCAGACUAGAGAGCUUUCAGUUAUUGGAACCAUUGAUCCUGCAAUCCUAAACGGCUAUGACUCUCCGGAUGCUGACCAGGUGCAAACAUCGGAGAGUAUUGCAACACACCGGGCAGACUGUCCCGCGAAGUCCACUCGCUCCCAGAAGAAAGCAUCAUCCCUUCAAGGCAGACGACAGAACUCGAAGGGGACCAUGGGCACUGAUUGCCAGUCAAAAACCACAAAACGUUCGGGUGUGGGGAAAAGGCACAUGAACAAUAGACCCGGCCGGUUCAAUAAAAGUUCCAGUCAUCGCCAGAGCAUUUCUUUCCCUACAGUUCGUGCUCAAUUCUCGGCUCUUUCAGUCGAAGACCGACUGCAGUUCCUAUCCUGGCUGUUUGAGGGUGCUCUAUCUCAUUGCGCCUCUUCGCCUUCCAGCCCCGGUGCCGCUUCUCUGCCAAGAUGUGUCUCAGGCCAAUUUGAUGACAUAACCUACGAGUGUGAUCACACAAGCUUGAACACUGAUCUGGUCGAAGUGCAAGAACGGCCAAAUCAGCAAACGCAAAAGCAAGAGGGUGGAUCUGGUGAAUAUCAAAUUACAUGGGAAGUACAAGAACCGCCAAACGAACAGCCUUUGCAACACGGAACGAAAACAGCUGAGGCGAUGCAACAUGGUGCAGAUGAUGAACAUAUCCAGCACUUGGAAAAAGAUGGUUCCGAACAAGACCAAAAGCCGCCUCCUGAGAUGCUGCCAAAUAUUGUCGCGGCUUCGGUGGCGGAGGAAGCUUCGGUUUCCCAAACAAAUGGCCCUACAGCUGCUGAAGAUAUUGCGGAACGGCCUCGAAGCCUGUCAACCUCUCAACCUACAAAGCCUUUUGCGCAGAUGAGCCUUCCGACCUCUUUGCCUCCAAGGCCGAAUUUUGAAUUUAGGAUAGCUGGGAAACACAUUUACGGUCCACACACAGUCCACCAACUCUUGUUGGUUUUAAGUUACCUUUUCAUUUCUGCAAUGCUUCCUACAGAUGAAGGAGCUCUGUGGAAGGUCAUAUGUCGCCGCGCCCGUGACUGGGAAGAGAGCUUCGUCUUGCUCCAUGGUCAUGUUCAAGGGUGGCUAAUUGGUAUCCGCGAAGCUUUGACUGAGUCCGAUGGGCUGCACACAGUAACAUUGGAAGACAUUGUGCUCCAAACAAGAUAUAUAUUGUUCAUUAUUGGGCAAAAUGCAUCCCCUCAUUCGAGCUUUCUAGCUGAAAACUCGCAAACCGAACACCCUCCGUACCGGCCGUUUGGAGUGAGGGCAAGCGUCGCAUUGAUUUGUCAUGUCUUUGAAGGCAUCCGGGCUGGUGAACUUGAGGGAUAUGAAUCAAAGGAGAUCUGGACUCGCGACCAAAGCUUUCUGUCAACGAUGGCAUGCCGGCUCAAAGAAUCGCCAUUGUUUGGCGCCAAGGUCUCAAUGCAUCAUUUGCAGUCUAUGAUACUAAGCCUACAGAAAGCUUUUCAGUGUGAAGAAAUCCGUGUUUCCAGCAUGAAACCCAUGAUUUUGAGAAUUGAAAGCCAAUUAGAAGUGGCGAGAUAUUACCGCCGGGCAUUUCUAGCUUUCAACCCGAUGCUGUUGCCAAAGAUAUUGGACUCAUUCGGUGAAGCUAAUAUCUCUAUCCUGUCUGAUCCACACCAACUUUGCAAUAUGGAAUGGAGACUUGAAAGAACCAAUCUGGCCUUGCGUCUGGCCGACAUUUUCACGUCACUUACGCCAGAGCGCCUAGACAUUGCUUUCAAAGUCACCCGUGAGAUCCAGCAGUCUAAGGCGGAUAAAGUCGUUGCCAUUGAGAUGUUUCAUGUCAAGUCCUUCGAAGAAACUUACAAGUUAAACAAAAGCUACCCCACCAUUGUUCGGGUUUUUCAUGUUUGA
This is a messenger RNA of Penicillium arizonense, 2355 nucleotides long. RefSeq lists its product as uncharacterized. NCBI's taxonomy places the organism in Eukaryota, Fungi, Ascomycota, Eurotiomycetes, Eurotiales, Aspergillaceae. The coding region runs from base 1 to 2355 and encodes 784 amino acids. The transcript has 7 exons. The record is from RefSeq and is a predicted model, not a curated record.